Aphanomyces invadans is the source of this 993-nucleotide messenger RNA. RefSeq lists its product as hypothetical. The coding region runs from base 323 to 916 and encodes 197 amino acids. The record is from RefSeq and is a predicted model, not a curated record. The transcript has a single exon. NCBI's taxonomy places the organism in Eukaryota, Oomycota, Saprolegniomycetes, Saprolegniales, Verrucalvaceae.
CACGCUCUCACCCGACCUCGUACGACAACACCAACCACCAUGUCUAGCCGAACUACUACGACCACUACCACCCAAUCCACAGCCCCAUCCACGAUCGACACGUCAUGUUCCUCACGACAGUCGAUGCCGUUUUCGUCAGCCGUCUCGGCUGGCGUCAAUCGGGAAUGCUUUGACCCGUCCAACGAUUGGGACGGAUUGCAACUACAACGCUAUCAUAUCAAACUCUUCCGUGUGUGUCGUGCUGCGGGGUCAAUUCAGCAUCCGGCUGUGGUCGCACCUGUUGGUGGACGAAUGGCUCGUCAAGUCUCCAUGUAAGGUGGCAAUGGUUGUGGAGCAGCUGGAGAGGAACCGUCGAACGACAGCGUUUGCUCUAGGCCGCGAUGCAUCGCUGGUGUACUGGGAACCCAACGCGGGGGGGCGGAGCGUCGUGUCGGAGGCGCUCUCGAUGGAGUACAUGCACCAGCGCUUCGGCGCCAUGGACGUCGUGACCGAGAUGCAAAUUGAGUACUGGAGCCCCAACUGGAAAAAGGUCGACUACCUUUGCACGAUAUACGGCCAGCGCAUUGCCGUGAGUGUGACACGGGCUAUGAAGUUUCACAAGAACGCAGUCUUCACCACGUCCGACGCCCAAACUUUGCUGCGGAAGAAGCUGUACGGCCUCGUCGUCGCCAAGGCGGGUGUGUGCAAUGCACAGCGCUACACCAAAUCGGUGCUUCACAUUUGGUGCCAAACCACGGCCAUUGCUCGGACGUUGGCUAUGUGCCACGGCGCGGUUGUGGCCGACCUUGAUAUCGUUGAGAACGUUAUCUUGAUCGCGACCGUGGCCCGCGAAGAAGGCAUCUUCGACAAUAAUUUGGUCCUGCUCGACCCUCAACAGAUUGGAGCGCUGCAGACGUCCCCACGCCACGAUCUGUGAAUAGCGUAGUGACCGAAAUGUGUGGUCAAAGGCCAAAAAAUGCUCUGUGUUAAACAUCAAUUGCAUUCCUGAUCGAA